Messenger RNA from Penicillium diatomitis, 657 nucleotides. Its product is annotated as EMI1 family protein. Lineage: Eukaryota; Fungi; Ascomycota; Eurotiomycetes; Eurotiales; Aspergillaceae. The transcript has a single exon. The record is from RefSeq and is a predicted model, not a curated record. The coding region runs from base 1 to 657 and encodes 218 amino acids.
AUGGGUUGGCUAUGGAACUCAAACAUCUCGGAAGAGACGCCUAAGGUGACGACUGGCGCAGCGACGAGCAUCCCCGAGUCAAGAUUACCCUCCUCCACUCCACCGAAACAAUUAUCGCCGGACGAACAAGCCGAUUUGGAGUUCAAGCAAAUUAUCGCAGAGCUUCAGCAAGCAGAUGCCGAGCUCAACUCGAAUCAACGACGAGGCCCCGACUCAUACAAUGGGACUACAACAGCGCCCGCCAACCCAGACACUAGCGCACCUCUUGCGCAACCCGCAUCCUCCAUUGCGCCCGAGUCUCUCUAUGCCGAUACGAUGUCCUGCCGGACCGCGUUUGACUACGCCUUCUUCUGCCAAUCCUUCGGUGGACAAUUCGUCAAUGUCUAUCGUUAUGGUGAAUUGAGAUCCUGCAGUGAACACUGGGACAACUUCUGGCUCUGUAUGAAGACUCGUGGAUGGUCAGACGAGUUGAAGAGGAAAGCGAUUCGUGCGCAUAACCAGAAGAAAGCGAUCAAGUAUAGAACUGGCCCAAGCAGCGAGGAUGUUUGGGACGUCAGACUGGAACCGGCCUCGGACUCCUUCAAGGGCGACUUUGCAGCUCUUGAGAAGGAGAUGAAAGCCGAGGAGGAGAUGAAGCAAAAGGCUGCAUCAACGUGA